UUAUAUUUCGAUAAAUAUUUAAUUUACUUAAACUUCAACUCUCUUUUCUAUCUCCCUGGUCCUGGUGUUAUGUUAUGUUUUUUUAUCGUCUAUUUCUUAAAUAAUUUGUAAUUACCUAUUGCUAGUUAAUCCAUUUUUUUUAAAUAUUUACAAUAACAAUGCUCUCAAAAACUGCUUUUGUCGCUGCUGGUGUUUGCGGCACUCUUUUCAUUGGAUACUGUUUAUAUUUUGAUCGGAAAAGGAGGAAUGAUCCCAACUUCAAAAGAAAUUUAAGAGAUAGACGUGCUAAAGCUCUUUUGAUGAAGGAACAAUCUAAAAGAAACAAAUCACAGAUCCCAGAAUUAAGAGAUUUCGAACAAGUUCAGAAAUUUUUCAUCCAAGAAGUGCAACUGGGUGAAGAACUCUUAGCACAAGGAGAUAUUGAAAAUGGUAUUGAACAUCUUAGCACAGCUCUGGCUGUUUGUGGAGAACCAACCCAUCUGAUUGAAGUGUUACAAACACAACUACCCCCGCAAAUUUUCAAUAUGCUGAUGGAGAGGCUUCCAGUAGUCAGCAAGAGAUUAAUGACUACUCUAGAAAGCAGACAACUGCAAGUGGAAGAUGUCGAAUAAAAGUACAACUUAUAGAAUAGAUUCUAUUUUCAGCUGUUAUCAGUGCAUUAAAAUCAUAAAAUAAAGAGAUUAUUCAGCUAGCUUGUAAAUACUACAAAUAAAUCUUACUUCUCACCACC
Parasteatoda tepidariorum (common house spider) is the source of this 730-nucleotide messenger RNA. RefSeq names its product mitochondrial import receptor subunit TOM20 homolog. Gene Ontology annotation, biological process: intracellular protein transport; protein import into mitochondrial matrix; protein targeting. Gene Ontology annotation, cellular component: mitochondrial outer membrane translocase complex. The record is from RefSeq and is a predicted model, not a curated record. Gene Ontology annotation, molecular function: transmembrane protein transporter activity. Lineage: Eukaryota; Metazoa; Arthropoda; Arachnida; Araneae; Theridiidae.